This is a messenger RNA of Fopius arisanus, 1134 nucleotides long. RefSeq names its product multiprotein bridging factor 1 (gene mbf1). Gene Ontology annotation, molecular function: DNA binding. The record is from RefSeq and is a predicted model, not a curated record. Gene Ontology annotation, cellular component: nucleus. The coding region runs from base 205 to 654 and encodes 149 amino acids. The transcript is spliced from 4 exons. Lineage: Eukaryota; Metazoa; Arthropoda; Insecta; Hymenoptera; Braconidae.
UUGAUUUUUGUUAACGUUUCGAGGAAACUACUGGAAUCUGACGAAAUCGCUGCUGUCGCCACGCUAGUGGUGGUCCCAUCUGAAUUAAAAGGUAUCACCGAAUUAAGUAAAGAUCACUCGAUAUCCGCGAACGUGAUAAACUCAAUCGCUAUUAAAUUUGUUGUCUCACUUUUCAUCACAAAGAUAUCAAUUUAAUAAAUAAAAAUGUCGGAUUGGGACACCGUGCCGAUCACACUCCGAAAGAAGGUUCCAAAGGGUUCAGCACUGAAAUCGGAGAAGGCAAUCAACACCGCCCGUCGUCAGGGAGUUGCAGUCGAUACUCAAGUUAAAUGGGGUGGUGGUGCUAAUAAGCAACAUGUUACAACUAAAAACACCGCAAAACUUGAUCGCGAGACUGAGGAAUUGAAGCAUGAGACUGUACCAUUGGAUCUGGGCAAGUUGAUUCAACAAGGACGGGCUAAUAAAAAUCUAUCUCAGAAGGACCUUGCUACGAAAGUCAAUGAAAAAGUUCAAGUAAUCAACGACUACGAAGCAGGUCGUGGGAUCCCGAACCAACUGGUAAUCGGUAAAAUCGAGAAAGUCUUAGGCAUGAAACUUCGUGGAAAAGAUCGUGGCAAACCAUUGGAGCCCCGGGGAUCAGCAGCGAAACAUUGAAUCUCCGGGGAACCAACGAGUACUUGAAAACUUUCUUUAAGGUUCUAACAAAACAUCAACAAUACAAAAAUUCGAGAAAAAAAUGUUGAAAUACAUAAGUAAAUGCUAGAAUCACCAGAGAAAAUCUCCCAGCACUAUUGUCUUUUUUGUUUCCUAUCUUGCUCGCAAAUUAUUUCUUUUCUUUCUUAUUUUUAUGCCUCAUUUUUUGAUACGAUGUAUUAUAACAUAGAUUUUUGUUACACCUCUGUUUAUAUAUUUGAAGAAUCAUAGAUAUUUUAUAAGAGCUUGAAAAUUAAAAAGAAAAGAAAAUCAAUGAGUCUAACGUCGAAGUAAAUGGAAUUCAAAUAGGAAUCAUUUCAAAAAAUUCACAAUUAUCGAUAAUAGAAUGUGGUUAUUCCUAGAAUAAUACAUUAGAAUUUCCAACGUGAAUUAUCCGGAAAUUGUACUGAGUUCACUAAUAAAUGUAAUUUAUGACUAAAA